Daucus carota subsp. sativus is the source of this 2216-nucleotide messenger RNA. RefSeq lists its product as uncharacterized. Gene Ontology annotation, biological process: peptidyl-lysine monomethylation. Gene Ontology annotation, molecular function: protein-lysine N-methyltransferase activity. The record is from RefSeq and is a predicted model, not a curated record. Bases 90 to 1772 code for a protein of 560 amino acids. The transcript has 16 exons. NCBI's taxonomy places the organism in Eukaryota, Viridiplantae, Streptophyta, Magnoliopsida, Apiales, Apiaceae.
UUUAUCAACGUUCAUAUUUUGAUACGCGUAAAAUAUCAUUAUCAUUAUAAUUAUAAAACCCAUUCUUAAACCUCUGGUUUAACGCGGCCAUGGCCACCCCAGAAGAAUCAAAGCUGGAAUUUUUCCUGGAAUGGUUGAAGGUAAAUCGAGUAGAGUUACGUGGCUGCAAAAUUAAGUACUGCGAUUCAACUAAAGGGUUUGGUAUUUUUUCUUCUGAUGGUGUCUCUGAGAAUGAUGGGAUUCUGCUAGUUGUUCCUUUGGAUCUAGCUAUAACUCCAAUGCGGGUUCUACAAGAUCCUCUAUUGGGACCUGAGUGUUCAGCAAUGUAUGAGGAAGGUGACGUGGAUGACCGUUUCUUGAUGAUCUUGUUUCUAAUGCUGGAACGUUUGAGAAAGAAGUCUACAUGGAAGCCGUAUCUUGAUGUGCUUCCAACAACCUUCGGUAAUCCUCUUUGGUUUAAUGAAGAUGAGCUUUUAGAGCUUAGAGGGACCACGUUAUAUCGUGCAACUGAAUUGCAGAAGAAAAAGUUGCAAUCCAUCUACAUUGAUAAAGUGGAAACAUUAGUGAAGAGAUUAUUGGACCUUGAUGGAGAUUCUGAAAGCCAAGUCAGUUUUGAGGAUUUCCUGUGGGCAAAUUCCAUUUUCUGGACUCGUGCUUUGAGUAUUCCUCUUCCACGAUCGUAUGUGUUUCCAGAAAAUCAUGAACCUCAAGAUAGCACUCUUUUGGGCAAUGGGUCAUCCUUGAAUGAUGAGGAGCUGGCUAGCAAAAACAGUGGCAAGAGCCUCGAGCUUAAAGGUGUCAAAAUCCAGGCUGCUGCAAUCACUUCCUCUCCAGUACAAGAAGAGACUGUUUGGGUUGAGGGCCUUGUCCCUGCUAUAGAUUUUUGCAAUCACGAUAUAAAGGCUUCUGCCACAUGGGAAGUUGAUGGAACAGGAUUGACUACUGGAGUUCCUUUGUCUAUGUACCUUCUUUCUGUGGUCCAAGGUUCCCAGUCUACUGAAAAAGAGAUAUCAAUUAGUUAUGGCGACAAAGGAAAUGAGGAGUUGCUAUACCUGUAUGGAUUUGUUGUCGAUAAUAAUCCAGAUGAUUAUCUCAUGGUCCACUAUCCUUCAGAGGCUAUUCAGAAUGUUCCCUUUUUUGAAUCUAAAUUGCAGCUUCUAGAAGCACAGAAAGGUGACAUGAGAUGUCUUUUACCUAGAAUUUUACUGCGUCAUGGUCUUUUUGAAGCAUCCGAUAAACAAAAAGAAAGCAAUUCAAAUGGUACCACUAGUCAUGUUUGCAACUAUAGUUGGUCUGGUCAGCGCAAGCUGCCAUCUUACAUUGGCAAACUUGUUUUUCCCGAGAAAUUCAUGGCUUCGUUGAGGACUAUAGCUAUGCAAGAAGAGGACAUACAUCGUGUUUCAUCAUUACUCACGGAGCUAGUUGGUUCCGGGGGGGAGAGGCAACCAUCUGAUACCGAAGUUCAAGGUGCUAUAUGGGAAGCUUGUGGUGAUUCUGGAGCUUUGCAACUUCUCGUCGAUCUUCUUAAUAUGAAAAUGAUGGAUCUUGAAGAGGCUUCUGGGACAGAGGACGCUGACACUGAAUUGCUUCAGAAGGCCAAUAACUCAAAAGAAUGCUUCAACAAUGGUGCCAAUAUCUCAGCUGAUGAAACGACAUUUAGUAGGAACAAAUGGGCAAGUAUUAUAUAUCGACGUGGGCAAAAGCAGCUCACCAGACUUUUCCUCAAAGAAGCAGAACAAGCCUUGCAAUUAGCAUUGAAUGAGGGUAACUAAAGUUGUCAUGUUGCAAAAUUGGUCCAUCUCAACUCUCGGUUAUUUUUAGUGGGGGAAUGAAUUGUUUUCAUUCAAUUUUCACUCCCUGUGAGUAAAAUUAGGAAUUUUAUUUGGUGAAAGUGUACGAGGCCACCCGCCUAAUUCCUAUCUACAACCUUCUUCUGUAAGUUCGUCUGGCCAUUUAACAAAUAAGUUGAGGACGUUCACUAUGGAGGACUCGAGAACGAUGAGAACCAGCAUUGCAAGUGUUGUCUAAUAUUGUUCACAUUAGAAGCAAGAAAUGUGUUGUAUGACUUUGGGCAGCUCUAUGGUCAAAGAGUGGGAAUUUUGAGCCACAAACAUGAUGUCCAUGAAAAUAACAUGUAAUAGUAUUUCCAUCAGAACAUCUAACAUCAGCACGAUGGAAACAUUUUUGGCACAUUGAAAAUUGAUUAGUUUAAUAUU